CACACUGACUCUUAUAUGUAAGUCACGCACACAAAUUCUUAUUCUCACUCAUUCUCUUUCACACACAUUUCGCAAUGGCAUUAAUAUAUAUUUGGAAAGAAAGCACACAGUUGGAUAUCUGACUGAAAGGGAAGCGUCGUUCAACAGUGAGAGAGAUGGUCUUGAAGUUGAUCUUCUGUCAUCUGCCAUUAUGGAGGAUUCUAAUGUUCUGUCACCUUCUGUCUGCAUUCAGCUGGAGCUCUGUAAUGGCCGGUGAAUGUGACGGGGGUCACAGUGAGUUUGUGACGGUCAGAGAGAACAGCAUGAGGGGAACUCUCAUCACCAACCUCAGCUUCUCUGCUGAUCCAUCGACCAAUCACAUAAAGUUAAGACUUUCCGGGAAGGAUUCUGAUUGGUUCUAUCUGGAGGGGAAAACCGUACGACUGAACUCGUCGUCAAACAGGAUUCUUGAUCGAGAGGUGCACGACUCGGUUUUAACAGCAACUGUAAAGUGUUAUGAACACGAGACCUUACAAGCUGAACACCGGGUCGUGGUGGAGGUGUUGAACGAGAAUGACAACAGGCCAGAGUUCCUACAGAGCUCAGUACAGCCUGUGGAGAUCAGUGAGCUGACAGCAGUGAACGCUGUAGCGUUUACAGUCCAGGCCACAGAUGCUGAUGGAGACACGCUCACAUACAUCAUUGACGAAAUAUCUCCUGACGCCGCUUAUUUUCGUGUGGACUUGCCCAACAGCGGCAGAGUGAUUCUCAACAAAUCACUGGACUAUGAAAGCAAAACUCAUCUGCAGCUCACUCUUUAUGUCGUGGAGUCGAACACCAAGGAUCACUACAAUACGACAGCCACAUUAAUCAUCAACAUAACAGAUGGAGAUGACCAAUACCCACAAUUCCAGCCGUGUAUUCUCCUCUCAGCCAAACACAGCAGCCGUAUAUGUGCCAAUCCUGUGUACACUGCCAACAUCACCGAGAAUGACCAGGACAUUGUCUUGGACUUUUUCCCGGGUCCGAUUCAAGCUGUUGAUGGUGACAAGGCUCUGAGAACGACACUGACCUAUGCCAUCCUUUCAGGGGCGGAUAAUGGGAGAUUUGUCAUUGACAGUCAUUCUGGAGAGGUGAGGCUAACCAGACGCGUGGACAACCGACUGCUGACCCCGACAUUCAGACUGCGUGUCAUGGCCGCUCAGGUGGACGACCUUCUCAAGUACGCGGUUGCCACGGUUCUUGUGAGGGUUCUAGCAGAGAACAGAUAUCCGCCCCAGUUCAAUCGCUCAGCGUACCGUGGGUUUGUGAGGGAGAGCACAAGCCCCGCCUCUCUCGUCAUGACAUACGGCAACACAUUACUCACACUGCAGGCCGUGGAUCAGGACUUCAGCGAUGUCUUCAAUCCCAGACUUCAGUAUUCUCUAAAGUCAGAAAACAGCUCUCGGCUGUUUUACAUUACACAAGAGGGACUACUCAUCGCCAGAUCCAACCAGCUACAUCCCAACCACAAAUACUUUCUGGAGGUUGUAGCCACUGAUCUAGAGUCAGGGGAUACUGUUUACGCCUCAUUACAAGUGGGUGUUCUUCAGAAAGGCCAGCCAGUUCCUCAUGGUCCUUUAGGGGCAGGGCCUCCUGAUGAUAUUGAGACAGUGGGCAGGACAGAGGGCGUGGCAGGGGUGUGUCUUAUCUUACUGGCCAUUGCCCUAUUCAUGCUGGCGUGGUGCUUAAGGACGAGACGGGACCCUGCCAUACGUGCCAGUGUGGCAGAGAGCAAACAUCCUAAUGUGACCCUGAAAUGGUUUCAGCUGGUGAACCACGGGAGGCCGAUGCCCCUAGUGGACGAAUCGUUCUAUCACAAUGAGGCUUUCAGUGGGUACGACAGCUCCACAUCACCUUUUUAUGGCAAACAGGGCAUCUACACCAAAACAGAGGAACCACUAGCAUCAUCUGUGAACUUACCAUCAGUUACCCUAAACAUGCCUCACAUGGAUCCGGGAUCUCCAGCGCCACGGCCCAACGGAGGGCCAGCGAACAGAUCCAGCUGUAAAACUGUGUCGUUUGGUGAUUUCGUUACGGUCCUAGAAUGUCAUACGGAGAGUGGGGUGGAAGAAAAUACAGAAGCUAAAGCAUCACUCCAAACAGAGAAAGAGAUCUGCACUGAUUUAGAGAUACAAGUAAAUACUGGUUCAGGUAUCACAAAAGAUGAAAGCCUAACAGGAUUUAACACAGAAUCACAUAGAAUCGCAGAUUGUGACAAGUCAGAAUCAGAGAUGUUUAAGGCACGAUUAAAAAGAGCCAUCACAGACCAUGACACAAUAUCAAGUGACCCAAUAGAAGUAGAAACUGGUGUGCAAGUCCGUACAAACCCUGAGGAUAUAACAAACCAACAUACAACAAAUCUGGAGAUGCAGAGCUCUACCAAAAAAGUGGUUUCUGAAGAGUUACGAGAAGGAGUUUUACAUCACGAUCCACAAAAAAACGAUACAGCCACACAAAGCUUAAUGUCACAAGAUGUCACGCAAGCAGAAUCUCCAGUUUCAAAAGACCUACAUUGAAGAGACAGUUCACCCAAAAAUAAAAAGUUCUUGGCCACCAUUAACUACCAUAGUAGAAAAAAUUACUAUGGUACUCAAAAGUGUCCCAGAAGUUACUGUUUGCUUUCCUACAUUCGUGUUGAACAGAACAAAGAAAUGUAUAAAGCAAUUUUCCUACUAUAGUAAUUAAUAGCGGCCAAGAACUGUUUGGUUACACGCAUUUUUCCAAAUAACAUUCUCUGCGUUCAUGAGAACAAAGACAUUUAUCCAGGUUUGGAACAACUUGAGGGUGAGUAAAUGAUGACAGAAUUUUCAUUUUGGGGUGAACCGUUCCUUUGAGUACAAAAGCACAUUUGUGCUUUCUUUGUAUUGAAAACUGCACAGUAAAAUGUACAGUACAAAUCCCAAUGUAAAAAAAAAAGACUGAUGAUAAACAAUAAAACAGAAGAAAAAAAAUAGUGGUUGUUAAACU
Molecule: messenger RNA, 2988 nt
Organism: Triplophysa rosa
Lineage: Eukaryota; Metazoa; Chordata; Actinopteri; Cypriniformes; Nemacheilidae
Product: cadherin-related family member 5
Exons: 16
Coding region: 156-2537 (793 amino acids)
Biological process (GO): cell-cell junction assembly; calcium-dependent cell-cell adhesion; homophilic cell-cell adhesion
Cellular component (GO): catenin complex; adherens junction; membrane
Molecular function (GO): cadherin binding; calcium ion binding
Source: RefSeq, a predicted model, not a curated record